GUUGUCAGGGGUAAAUAUAGCGUCAUUUUGAUGCCCAAAACACUACAUUUGAAGGGCGUACAAUGAGAAAUGAACGAAUAGGUGAAAGUUAAGUUUACAUUCCGCAAACCAAGCCAACUGAUCUCUCAAAAUGUCAAAACGUCCAUAUACAACCAGAGAAGAAGACAAGGGAUCWUGGUGCGCGACGAGUCGAGUGCAGCCACGCACGUUCGAGUUCGAGGAGUCCGAAGAGACAUUUAMAAAUCGCAGARAACCACAUACACAAACACAAACACAAUCAGAACACAUAGACGCGUUUACAGGGCCACAUAGUCCUGUACAUAGUCGGGAUUCCAGCGUAUACGUCGAAGAAUACACGACUACGUACACGAAGAUWGUCCGAAGUACCGAACACCUCGAUUCAAUUCCGGACGAUUCCGAACCGUUUCCAUUACCUCCGGAGUUUACCGAAUUUGAAAGAUUAGAUUCAAGUAAGCCACCAAGUAGUUUUGGAUUUGAAGAUGUCGAUCACGACUCGACYUUACACGGGUUUGGUUCAGAUCGWUUCGAUUUUGCAUCGCCAGGGGGAAGUCCKCGAAGGAGUAAAAGUUUAUCAUCAUUUCAGGAUAUAGAUGAUGAAGAUUAUGGUUUAUUAGCGGUUCGUUAUACGAAGUCCCCUGUGCCGAGUAGUAGUAAUAAACUAGGCGGGCCUAUAGGCCGUGUAACCACAAGUGGGGGACAAGUACUCAAAUCUGUUGAAAAAUGGGAGUCAGAAAGUCACACCACAAAUGGAAAUCUCGUAAGGAGUUCGUCUGAGAAGCGCCUCAGUAACGGGAUGCCAGAUAAACCUUCUCAUAAAAAUAUCGAUGUUGCAGCUUUGAGAGCUCAAAGUUUGAGRGACUUGAGCAGCCGAUAUGCACCCGAUGCAAGUGCAAUAACGGUGGAAUAUCAACAAUCGAGUCAAUUAGAGAGCACUCCAGUUGGAGAUUGGCAAGAUAGAGUGGAUGCAAAAAGGAGACACAGUUCAGAGGUGAAGGAAACUCCGAACAGAAAUCGAAGUGAGACUCCACAGUUUCGUGAAAAUGGACGAAAGGAUUUUGAAAUGCCCGACAGUGCAGACCCCACUGCGGCCGACGCCGAGUGGAAGAAGAUUCAACAAAAUACAUUCACGCGUUGGUGCAACGAGCAUCUAAAAUGUGUAAACCAAUACAUUUACAACCUCGAAACCGACUUGUGCGAUGGCUUAAAGCUCAUUUCACUACUGCAAGUUCUAUCGCACAAAAAGCUACCUAGACAUACGAAGAAACCAGUGUUCAAGUCACAGAAGAUAGAGAACGUUUCGAUCGCUUUAAAGUUUAUAGAGGACGAGAAUAUUCGACUUGUGAACAUCGAUGCUAGUGAUAUUGUAAAAGGCAAUCUCAAGCUUAUCCUUGGUCUAAUAUGGACCUUAAUUUUGAAAUACCAAAUCAGUAUGCCAUACCUGGAUGAUGAUGAUGAUGAAGAAGGCGGAGGUCAGAAAAUGACACCCAAACAGGCCCUUCUGGCAUGGGUCAAGAGUAAAAUGCCUGAGUCUGUCCCUAUGGAUAACUUCACUACUCAUUGGAACGAUGGUAGAGCUAUUGCAUGUCUUGUGGAUGCUGUCGCUCCUGGCCUGUUACCCGAGUGUGAAGAUUUAGAUCCAAAAGAUGCCUUACAGAAUGCUAAACAAGCUAUGGAUCUUGCUAGAGAUUGGCUUGAUAUUCCCCAGGUGUUGGAUCCAGCUGACAUGUGCAAUCCUAGAGUGGAUGAGCUCAGUAUGAUGACAUAUGUCUCCUACUUCCCAGAGGCCAAGCUAAAACCAGGAGCACCCCUCCGCCCCAGGGUCCACCCUGCAUCCAAGUGCCAUGCCAAGGGACCUGGUAUUGAGCCAAAAGGACUUGUUGUUAAGAAACCUGCAGAUUUCACUGUCUUUASCCAAGGAGCUGGGCGUGGCAGGCUUGGGGUAACGGUCUUUGGACCUGGUAAAGUUGAACAAGAGGUGUCAGUCAAGGACAAUGAUGACCACACAUAUUCAUGUCAAUAUGUCCCGCAGAAGCAAGGAAAGUAUGAUGUCCAUGUUAAAUGGAAUGGACGACACAUCCCAAAGAGYCCCUUCAGAGUUGAAGUUGCUUCUGAUCUUGAUUCUCGCAAGGCGUAUGCAGAAGGACCUGGUCUUGCACCAACUGGUGUCGUUGCUGGAAAGUACACUGAGUUUACWGUCCACACAAAGGGUGCAGGUGAAGGAAAAGUUACUGUCAAAGUGAUUGAUCCACGUGGAGGUGAAGAUGUUGAUGUCAUUGUKGAACCACAAGARGAUGGCAAAUAUCUGGUUGAGUACCARCCUGUAAAUGCUGGMAAACAUACCAUCAAGGUUAUGUUUGGUGGCCAGCCCAUUCAAGGCAGCCCAUUCCAUGUCAAUGUUAGUCCACCUAAGAUUGAUCCUAUACCAUCUAAGGUCAAAGUAUUUGGACCUGGUAUACAGCCAACUGGAGUUAAAGUUGGUAUGCGUGCUCCAUUCACUGUGGAUACAAGAGGAGCAGGAGAUGGUGAACUUGAUGUCUUUGUGGAAGGUCCACUUGGAGAGGAGAAAGUCGACAUCAAGAACAAACAGGAUGGCACCUAUGAAUGUGUGUAUCAUCCACAGAAGUUUGGCCAGUAUGUUGUGACUGUUACUUGGAGUGCUGUUCAAGUGCCAAAGAGUCCAUUCCAUGUCAAAGUUGCUCCAGCAGUUGACGCAAGUAAGAUCCGUGCAUAUGGUCCUGGCCUGGAAAAAGGUGUUGCUGGAAAGCCUUGCCACUUUACUGUGGAGACCAAAGGAGCUGGUAUCGACAGUCUUGGAUUUGCUGUGGAGGGUCCUGCCCAAGCUGAGAUCAAGUGUGUUGACAGAGGUGAUGGCAAGUGUGAUGUCACCUACUAUCCUACUAUUCCUGGAAAAUAUGCUGUGCAUGUGACAUGUGGUGAUGAUGAUAUUCCCAAGAGUCCAUUUAUGGUACCGAUUUCACCUGCUGGUGAUGCCUCUAAGGCAUAUGCCAAGGGACCUGGUCUUGAGCCACAGGGUAUUUGUGCAGGUGCCCCAGCYGAGUUCACAGUGUUCACUAAAGAUGCCGGCGAUGGUGAUGUUGAUGUCAAAGUGAUGGAUGGCAGUGGCAAGAAAGUACCAGUAGAAAUUGUUGACAACAAAGAUGGUACCCACGCCGUGACUUACUAUCCAGAUAAACCAGGCACAUACACUGUAACUGUACAUUUCAAUGACCAACCCAUCCCUAAGAGCCCCUUCAAGGUCAAUGUUGGCAAAACCAACCCAGCGAAAUGCCGUGCCUAUGGUCCAGGUUUGGAGAAAGGCUUUGUCAACCAAGUCAACAAAUUUAAGAUUGAAACUAAAGGUGCUGGUGAAGGAGGUCUUGGGCUCACCAUUGAAGGGCCAUCAGAAGCUAAAAUUGAAUGCAAAGACCUUGGUGAUGGUUCUUGUGACGUGGAUUACUGGCCAAAUGAACCUGGUGAUUACAUGAUCAACAUCCUCUUUGCUGACCAACACAUUCCAGGCAGUCCAUUCAARGCCAGGAUAACACAUCCAUUUGAYCCAACCAAAGUUAAGGUUGAGGGUCCUGGAAUUGAGCCAGGAAUUCGUGCAGGGGAACCAGCWGAUAUUGAUAUUGACACUCGUCUUGCUGGGGAUGCUCCUCUUGAAGUCACUGUUGUUGACGAGCUUAACUCUCCAGUCAAAUGCGACAUUGAAGAAGAAGAAUUUGGACUUCAUGCUGUCACUUACUUCCCACAGAAGAAAGGAAAUCACAAAGUCAACGUCAAGUACGGCUCAAAGCAUGUUCCUGGAAGUCCUUUCAAAGUCCCAAUCUCGCCCUCAUCGGAUUCUUCUAAAGUCAAAGUGUCAGGACCUGGCGUCGAACCUCACGGAGUUGAACCAAAUAAACCAACUUAUUUCAACAUUGCUUGUGAAGGAGCUGGUAAAGGAGACGUCCACGUUGGCGUAGAACCAGCAGCUAAAGGACUCAAACCAGUUGAAAAUAUCACAGUAAAAGAAGAAGCCAAAGAUCUUUUUAGAUGUGAAUACGUCGCGCCCAGUGAAGGACCAUACAAUGUCAAUGUGUCGUUCGCCGACAAGCCUGUCCCUAAAAGCCCUUUCAAGGUCAAUGUACAAAAGAAAGGUGACGCUGGCAAGUGCAAAGCUCAGGGAGAUGGUUUGGAAACCGCCACUAUUGAUAUGCUGGCAGAGUUUGAUGUUGAUUGCUCAAAAGCAGGUGAUGGACAGCUCAUGGCUACAGUAACCAAUCCCUCUGGCGCCCACACAGACACUCUAGUAACAGACAACGAAGAUGGCUCAUAUAGUGUGUCCUACACACCAUUUGAAGAAGGAAUUCACAAUUUGGAUGUGAAAUUUGCUGAUGAACAUAUUCCAGGAAGCCCUUUCAAGGUUGAUGUGUUACCUCCAACAGACGCGUCCAAAUGCAAAGCAUAUGGCCCUGGCCUGAAGAGUGCAGAAUUGAACAAACCUGCUAACUUCACUGUGGAAACCAUAGUACGAUAUACACAUCAAGUUUGCAGAAGAACAUAUUCCCGGUAGCCCCUUCACUGCUAAAGCAGGGAAACCCAUAGAUCCAUCUAAAGUAAAGGUUCAUGGCCCUGGAGUUGACACAGAUAAUCCAUUAUUUUCAAAAGCACCACAGCAAUUCACAGUUGAUACGACCGAAGCUGGUGUUGCACCUCUUGAUGUAACCGUUGAGGCUCCUAACAGGAAGGUUCAUAAGCCUGAAAAAGUUGUCGAAGAAUCACCUGGAAUUUAUGCUGUAACUUACAUUCCAAACGAAGAAGGUCGACACAACGUGAAUGUUAAGUAUGCUGCCACUCAUGUUCCAAAGAGUCCAUUCCGUGUUCGUGCUGGACCACCAUUUGAUGCCAGCAAGGUCAAAGUAUCUGGAAAAGGCGUCGAUGAAGAACCCUUAGCUGAAGAACCAGUUGAAUUUUUAUGCGACUGCAGUGAAGCUGGCAAUGCACCUUUGGCAGUUACUGUUUCGCCACCUACUGGCAGAGACAUUAAACCAGAGAUCAAAGAUAAUGGCGAUGGCACCCAUACUGUCUCCUACGUCCCUGAUAAGCCAGGACGCUAUAACAUCGACGUUAAAUAUGGAAACAGACGAGUUCCCAAGAGCCCAUUUAGACCAACAGUGAAGCCUGCUGGAGACGCAUCUAAAGUAAAGGUUGACGGUCUUGGACCUGAUGACUCCCCAAUAGUAAACCAAGAGAAUGAAUUUACUGUUGACACGAGAGAAGCUGGRAAAGGAAAGCCACAAUGUACUUGCACAGGUCCAGGAAGAAAGAACAUUCCAGUAGAUGUUGAACCACAAAAGGAUGGCACCUAUGCCUGUUUCUACGAACCCAAAGACGAAGGCCGCCACGCUGUGGAUGUUUUGUUCGGUGGAAAACCAGUUCCUGGUAGCCCGUUCCAUGUCAAAGCCAAACCAAAAGAUAAAGUUGACCUGAGUAAAAUCAAAUGCGCCCCUAAAAAUCCAAUCGACGAGCCAGCAGUUAACCAAGAACUUGUGUACGGUGUUGAUGCGAGUGCCAUCGAACCAUUUUUCAACCAACCAGGAAAAUGYCCUGUUAAAGGUUCUUUGGAAGGACCAUCAGGAAAAGAGCCCGUUGAUGUGAAAGAUAACGGUGAUGGCACUUACGAUGUMUUGGCUGUACCAAAAGAACCAGGUCCACACAAGCUGGAUAUCAAGUAUGAUGGUGAGCCAAUUCCAGGAAGCCCUUAUAAAUUUAAAGCCAUCGAAGGUGGACCAGGGAGCGUCAGAGCCUUUGGACCGGGUCUUGAACGUGGCCUCACCAAACAACCGUGCGAAUUCACCGUAGUAACGAGAGACGCAGGACCAGGUGGUCUCUCCCUUGCAAUCGAAGGACCAAGUAAAGCAGAUAUUCAAUGCAAAGACAAUGGAGAUGGCUCAUGUAAUGUUACUUACGUACCAGAAGAGCCAGGCGAGUACAACAUCAAUGUGAAAUUUGCUGACAAGCAUAUCCCUGGAAGUCCAUUUUACGCUCAAAUUUACAACAAUUACGACGACCUACUCGCUGCUAAACCUCGACCCACCGUAGGAAAGAAAUGUGAUGUGGACCUGGGUUCACCUGGAAUACCUGUGGACGUCUCAGAACUCGUAGGAACACUUAAACGGCCUUCAUCUCCUCGUGAAGAACCUUUAGAUGUAAACAUGAACGAAGAUGGAAGYUUAGGAGUUACUUUUACACCUUAUGAGCCCGGUGAGCACCUCAUCAGCAUCAAAAAAGAUGGCCGUCAUGUCCAGAAUAGUCCUUUCUCUGUUCUUGUYCAGGCACAGAGACUCGGCGAUGUCUUUCCUGUAAAUCAUACAGCGGAUGUKGCAAUUCCCGGACUUGAGAACUAUGAUGAUUUAUCAAAGCUCCAAGCAACCCUACGUGGACCCAAUAGCAAAGAGGAUAAGCCUGUGAAAUUAAAGAAAAAUCCAGAUGGAACUGUCAGCGUCACUUUCGUACCACAAGAAUAUGGUGAAUACUACUUGACCGUUAAGAAGGACAAGGUUCCUAUUCGAGGUAGUCCAUUCCUUAUUGUUGURGAAGCCGAAGAACCAAUUGAUGCAGUAGGUUCCACUGUUGAUUACUGCUUCGACAUCAAGGACGACGUUAACCUUCCAGCUGARUUUGACAAACUAAAGGCAACCAUCAAGAGGCCAUCGAGCAACAAAGAAGAACCCAUUGAGCUGAAAUUGAACUCCGAUAUGUCUCUAACAUGCUCGUUUACUCCAUGUGAAACUGGCAUUCACUUGAUUCAUAUCAGGAAGUUUGGUCGUGAUGUUGCGGGAAGUCCGUUCCCUGUUAAUGUCACCGCCCAAGAAGCUGUCAGUGAAGUUGGGCGACCUUAUGGACGUGGACUUGACUUCGAUGAUGUCAACCUUCCUGAAGACUUCCCUCGCCUUUCAGCUACACUCAAACGACCAUCAGCCAAAGAAGAAGARGAACUUCGACUGCUUCUCAAUGGAGAUAACACCCUUGGUGUUGCAUUCACUCCAAGAGAAGUCGGGGAGCAUUUAAUUCACGUUCGAAAAGACGGAAAGGAGCUUGAAAAGAGUCCAAUCAGUAUUAUGGUUGUUCCUAAAGAAAAGAUGGAAGAAGUWUAUCCAGUUAAUAAGACUUGUGACAAAGAAAUYCCCGGCACUUGGUUCCCCGAAGAUUUCAAGACUCUUAAAGGAACUCUUAGAAGRCCAAACAGCACUAGAGAUGAGCCUUUGAACUUGAAACCCAAUGACAAGAACACGCUGAGUGUUGCCUUUACACCAUUUGAGCCUGGCGAGCACAAAAUUAACAUCACAAAAGCUGGAAAAGAUAUACCUGGAAGUCCAUUUUCUGUUAUGGUUGAGGCAGCUGAGCCAAUCAAUGCAGUUGGCGCUCCAUGUGAUGGAAUCCUACCUGGACGAUUCAACGAGGAUGAUCUCAAGAGACUUACUGCAACUCUGAAAAGACCAUCAAAGAAGACAGAAGAACCACUUAAAUUAAAACUCAAUGCUGAYAAAACUCUAUGUGCUGUUUUUGUACCACAAGAAACAGGAGAACAUCUCAUCAAUGUUAAACGAUUUGGAAAACAUAUCGAAGGUAGUCCUAUUUCUGUCAUGGUCGUUGCACCAGAGGCGGCCGACAAAGCCAUUGGAAAGCCCUGUGGUGUUGGACUUGUCAUUCCUGGCCUGAAAUUACCUGAUGAUUUCAAGAAGCUCUCKUCAACGCUUAGAAGACCUGGCAAGGUGGAUGAAGAGCCAAUGGAUCUGAUUCUCAACUCGGACAACACACUCAGUGUGUCGUUUGUUCCUUAUGAAUCAGGCGARCAUUUYGUUACAGUCAAGAAGGAAGGCCAGCACGUCACUGGUAGUCCAUUCUCUGUCAUGGUCAGYGGACCUGGACCUGCAGAUGCAUCUAAAGUCAAAGUUUAUGGCGAUGGUCUUAAGAAAGGUGUCACAGGAACCCCAGCUCGCUUCACUGUUAACACUCGUGAUGCUGGCUAUGGUGGAUUGGGUCUGUCUAUUGAAGGGCCUUCUAAAGCAGAGAUCAACUGCGUAGAYAACGAAGAUGGCACAUGCUCAGUAGAUUAUCUACCAACUGAGCCUGGAAAAUAUACCAUYAAUGUGAAGUUUGCCGACGAACAUGUUAAAGGAAGCCCUUUCAAAGCCAACAUCCGACGACCAGGUGAUGAAGAAAUCGUUGUUGAGGAUGUUGAUGGUCUUGAGUCAGAACCAACACAACGCGUAUCCCAGGUGUUUGAAGAUCUUGUCAGCUUUGGAGGCACAGCACCACAACCACAAGACUUCGUCUUCGACCUUAAAGACUACAAUAUUGACGAUCUACAAACUACAGUUGUAGACCCCGAGGGAGAAGAAUUACCAUCUGARAUUGUAGAGAGUGGAGAAAGCAGUUAUACAAUUCGAUUCAUGCCCAAGAGGAGCGGAGAGCAYAUUAUCAAUGUGAUGUACCGUGGACGACAUAUACCCGGAAGCCCGUUCAAGCUUUUUGUCGAGGCGCCUGUCUGGGGUGGUGCAAAGAAAUGCUACGCCGCUGGACCUGGUCUGGAAAGAGGUGUGGUCAACGAGCGUGGUGAAUUCACUGUAUGGACUCGGGAUGCUGGUCCAGGUGGACUUGCAAUUGCUGUUGAAGGACCCGCCAAAGCUGAGAUCACAUGUCAAGACAACGGAGACGGCUCUUGUAAUAUCAGCUAUCUCCCAACAGCACCAGGRGAAUACACGAUUCACAUCAGAUUCGCUGACGAGGACAUCCCUGAUAGUCCAUUCAAGGUGUUCGUAACCAGCGARGUUGAGGACCGAUUCCGUGAUUUGAAAUUGUCAGAUCUUGCCGAAACAGGCCUCAAAGUUGGUCAGCCAGCUUCAUUCUCUGUUCAAACAAACGCCCCUGUCGGUAGUGUUACAGCUACUGUGGUACCACCAUCCGGUGUAGAAUCCAAGGCCACUGUCUCCCCUCUUGGUGGAGGAAACUACGCUAUUCGUUUCGUCCCUAAAGAAUUUGGAGAUCACUUGGUUAAUGUAAAAUUCGAUGGUACUCAUAUUCCAGGAAGUCCAUUCAAGAUCCGCGUAGGAGGUGGCGGUUCCCAUCCAGAAAAGGUGAAAGCGUACGGCCCAGGUCUCAGCAGUGGCAAAGCUGGUGAGCCAGCAGAGUUUACUGUGAACGCCCUUGAAGCAGGAUCCGGUGCUCUUGCUCUCUCUGUCGAYGGCCCUGCCAAGGUCAAGAUGAACUGCAGUGAAAAUCCAGAUGGCACUUACCAAGUUACCUACUACCCAGUAGUCGCUGGAGAAUAUACAAUUAGCAUCAAGUUUGCUGGACAACAUAUUCCAGACAGCCCAUACAACGUUACUAUCUUUCCUUCCAGUGGAAAGCCACUAGGCASCGAUGGCGGAGAUGCUUCGAAGUGUACAUCAAGAGGGACAGGUCUACAUAGAGCAGUCCUUGGACAACCCAAUUCGUUUACAGUCAACGCAAGUAACGCAGGACGAGGAUCUCUUAUGGUUGGCGUUGAAGGACCAGCUAUMCCCGCCAAAGAAAUCAACGUUAAACACACCGGUAGCAACGUCUAUGCCGUAAACUACGCUCUUGAGGAAUCUGGUACAUACAUCUUGAAAGUAUUAUGGGGUGAGAAGCACAUUCCAGGCAGUCCCUUCCACGUAACUGUAUAAGACCUCCUCAAGACCCGGUUUUUGAAUAUGGAUUUCUUAAGAGAAUAAAUAGUCCAGAAUAAUUCAGGGUUUAAAAGUCUAAGAAACGCAAUCGUGACCAAACAAACUGCCCUAUCAAGGAAUUGAAUUAAUGUGUGAGAUGUAUCAGAGUCGAAUUUUUUGUAUCCCUGAUCAAACACCCUAGGUAGUUCUAAUAAGAAAUUAUAAUGCGGGCCUCGAUGUAUGGGCUCUCUAGGUUCAAGUGACAUAUUUUCAAAAUGCAUUGUCGACGCUUUAGUAAAAAAAAUACAUUGUAGAAUCUCAAAAUUUUUGUCUUUGGUAUUUUGUAACUUCAGUAUCAUAGUGUAUUGUUUAAAGUAAUAUUUUGUAAGCAACUUGUUAUCCAUGUUGUAAAAGACGAAGUUUUCAAAAAAUAUAUGUAGAAUUCUUGACUGUU
This is a messenger RNA of Exaiptasia diaphana, 10149 nucleotides long. Its product is annotated as filamin-A. Gene Ontology annotation, molecular function: actin filament binding. NCBI's taxonomy places the organism in Eukaryota, Metazoa, Cnidaria, Anthozoa, Actiniaria, Aiptasiidae. The record is from RefSeq and is a predicted model, not a curated record. Gene Ontology annotation, biological process: actin cytoskeleton organization.